ACGGGUGGGAUAGGGCAAAGAGAAAGAAACGCCACCUUUCAAGAAAACAGGCCGCAGACGCUGGUGUGAUACUGAGACCGUAAGAAAAAGCCUUGGGAGGCGGAGGAAAAAAAGGCUGUCUAUUCUGUGACGGGAGAGUCAUUCAAACCCAAGGUCGACUAUCCACAGGACGCCUCUCAAAUUGCGACAUAUAAAAAGCGAUAAACAGCUACUGAGGAUGGAACAGGCAUACGGGGCUGGAAAAGCUGGUGGUGCUUUUGAUCCACUAACCUUCCUUCAACAACCUCAAACUAUUCUUCGUAUUAUGUCUUGGAUCUUUUCCAUUGUGAUCUUUGGCUGCAUUGCUAAUGAAGGCUACUUGAACCAUCCAAAUGAGAUGGUAGAGUACUGCAUAUUUAACCAUAACCAAAGCACCUGCCACUACGGAGUGGUCAUGGGUUCCCUGGCCUUUCUCUGCUGCAUUGCCUUUCUGGCCCUGGACGUCUACUUCCCACAGAUCAGCGGAGUCAAGGACCGCAAGAAGGCCGUGCUGGCCGACAUCGGCAUCUCAGCUUUCUGGGCUUUCAUGUGGUUUGUGGGCUUCUGUUUCCUGACCAACCAGUGGCAGAUGACUGAAAACAAAGACAACCCCUUGAACGAGGGGGCAGAUGCAGCGAGAGCAGCCAUCACUUUCUCCUUCUUCUCCAUCUUCUCCUGGGACUAUGCUGACCCUAGCCAGGUCACUGCAGCAAUGCCCCCGGCAGGUGCAGAGUACAUGACCUACACAGGUGACGUGGAUGCAACAGGCAGUAUGGGUUCCACUUACAACAGCUCUGCUGGCUACCAGAGACAAGACUACUGAGGUGGGCCGAAGGAACCUGGAGUUCAGCCGCUGUAUGCUGAGCUAGGUGAGCCAUGACGAGGGCUUAUGUACAAUUGCUUAUGUACAAGAGGGAAACACUGGGUGGAGUUUUGCAUUUGCAUAGACAAUACACACCAAGGCUGGUUGAUCUGUUAUAUGUAGUGGCUGAAGGAGUAGAAAUGGAUAUGCAGGGAUUAUUCAGAUAACAGUUUGGGUACUAUGGUCAAAGGUCACUGAAGGGCUUUAAGCAGAGGCAGCAAGUGGCUGGUUGGUAUGACAGAAGUUCAUCUUUACAGGGCAACUGUUUUGGGCAAAAGCAUUUUUAACAUUCUAGGUAUGGAGUCUCUUGACCUGGGUUUUUUUUUCAAUGUACAUCUCCCAACCAUUUUGCCUUCAGCCAAGGGGUGUGGAUGGGGUGAUAGCUUCAUAGCACCCAUAGUUCAUCACCUGUAGUGUUUUGUCCACAGCCCUAUUCUACAUUCCAGUACAUAAAUAAAAACAUAAUGUUUACACAGUGACAUGUAAAAAGAGACCUGACAACCUGGACCAUAACACAAAGUUAAUUAGUUCUUACUUCAUAUAUGGAAAGCAAAGCCAUGCACCACUAACCUAGAUACCAAUCAAAGUUCUAUUAAACAUUAGUGUAUUAGGUAUCUCUACUGUUAAACCAGCUCUCUCCUGCUUGUGUAACACCAACAAGCUGCAUCUCAUGAAUCAAUGACUCCUAAUUAACACAGGGUUUUCAGCUGGUGUUGCCAGUAACACACUUUUGAUAAUCAAGAUCUGAUACAUAAAAGAGAAGGGGUUGUGUGACACUCAUGAUGAUUAUAGGGUUGGCUGAAUGUAUUACAUCAAUAUUGUAUCAUCUGACCAAAUCAGACAAAUUUAGAAACUUAUAAAACCAUAAAACGGCUGCAUGGUUGUACAGGGCGUAAUGAACUGAGUACUGAAAUAUAGAGCAGUGUAAACUUUAAAAGUUCAAAAAUCCAAAUUCAUGCCAUGAUUUUCUAUUACCAAGCUGAAUCCUAGAUUGGAGCAUUAGUACUUUUCUAGCACAGAAGUUUCAUGUGGCUGGAUCUGUGAUGAUGCCUGUGUUGAUGCCCCUCACUCGACGGGCUCUUCAGAACUAGACAGCAUGUAAUAUCAGCACACCCCUCACCAUGGAGCACCCUCACAGUCACACUAGAAUUAAACUGUCUGUAGUUCCAUUACUGGAUAUUUUCCUCUUCAGUGCUCUGUAAGCAGCAUCAUCUGCUGUUUAUUUUUCUCCUCAAUACAUCAGGGAAAAAGUUUUAUUUGUGAUUUUGACAGAUUCUGGAUGCAUCUCAAUUCAUAAUCUUUUAUUCCUAAUGAUAAAAUACGUGUUUUUGAUUAUAAUGUUCUAUGAGUGAUUAUGUACUAACAUUUUAAAAUCUGCCUAUAUUUAUUUUAUGACAGAAAAAAUAUAUAACGAAAUAUAUAAAUCUAAGAAUAUUUAAAGAUGUAUUAUGUACAUUUUAAGAACUUGAAAAAGUUUAAGUAAAUUAAUAAUAAUAUAAAUUGUUCUAGCUAUUGAAGUAACAUACCGUGUAUAUCUAUUUAAUGUUAACUGGGUUUGAAAGUGCUGUGGAAUAUUUAUUUUUAUUCUAGGUAAACAUGAUGUUUUCUAAAACAGGAAUGCUUUCUUUAUUUUGUUCUCGUUUAAAAUCUUGUUCAUGGUUACACUUUUAAAAGAACUAUUCUAUGUAGACGAUGUGUCAGCUGAUAUCUGUUAUUUUCAGCCAUGAUUUCAGAUAUGUGUAGUGUUAUAACAAUCAGAGCAAAAAUUUACUUUAUCAUGUCUGGGUGGCUUGUUGCAAAGACUUCUGAUAUUCAUUAGAUGUGCUGGACUGUAUGUGGAGAUAAUAAAGAAACUGAGUAG
Electrophorus electricus (electric eel) is the source of this 2741-nucleotide messenger RNA. RefSeq names its product synaptogyrin 1a (gene syngr1a). The record is from RefSeq and is a predicted model, not a curated record. NCBI's taxonomy places the organism in Eukaryota, Metazoa, Chordata, Actinopteri, Gymnotiformes, Gymnotidae. Gene Ontology annotation, cellular component: synaptic vesicle membrane; neuromuscular junction.